Molecule: messenger RNA, 369 nt
Organism: Podarcis lilfordi (Lilford's wall lizard)
Lineage: Eukaryota; Metazoa; Chordata; Lepidosauria; Squamata; Lacertidae
Source: the annotation of a GenBank genome assembly
AUGGUGGGACAGCGUUCUCGAAGCUACCAGCAUGAGUUUGACCAAACUGGGGGAGGCAGCGGAAGACAGGAGUGCCUGGCGUGCUCUGGUCCAGGGGGCCACGAAGAGUCGGACACGACUAAACAACAACAACUCAGUAUUGUCUACACUGACUGGCAGUGCAUCUCCAGGGUUUCAGGCAGGGGAAGAUCCCAGCCCUAUCUGGGAUGCUUUGCAUGCACUACAGAUACUCUACCACUGGGCUACGACCCCUUCCCAGAAGCGAUACCAUUUUCACGGGGCAAAUACCUCUCAGUUGCAAACAUCUCUCAGUUGCAAACAUCCCAGAAGACACAGACUCAACCCCUUGCCCACUCUUCAGUGAAUUAA